Molecule: messenger RNA, 3615 nt
Organism: Coregonus clupeaformis (lake whitefish)
Lineage: Eukaryota; Metazoa; Chordata; Actinopteri; Salmoniformes; Salmonidae
Exons: 9
Coding region: 145-1746 (533 amino acids)
Source: RefSeq, a predicted model, not a curated record
UUGACUGGUUGGGGGUGAGGGAGAGGAGGAAGAUAUUAAAAAAAACAGAAAAACACAAUUUUGCAGAAAACCUUACUUCCUGUACCCCGCAAGUCCCAUCUGCUGUUUUCGGAUCCAAGCCUGUCUGAAAGAGAUUCAAUCAAGAUGAAAAUAAUUGGUGUUGCCGUGUUUGGAGCUGUGUUCUGCACUGUUCUGACUGCAUCCCUGAAAGUCAAAGAAGAACACAAGAUUGCUUUUUUCGGUGAAGAUGUGCACAUCCCUCUCCCAUCCCUAGUCAGCACUGAUGUUCUGUUCAAGCCCACCUCCAACCCCACCGCCGAGGUGGUCCUGAUGAGGGACGGGCGGGUGGUGAGCCACCGGGCCCAGCUCAACUCCCUCAAGCACCUCAUCCUGGAGGAUGUGGGGGAGGAGGACGAAGGCAUGUACGUGAUCAAGAACACAGAGGUGCCUGCCGAUGUCAAACACAUCAUCCUCCUCGUCAGGGAUUGUGCGCUGGAGCAGGUGGUCAAGUAUGGUGAAACAUACCACAUCCCACUCAGCGACAUCUUGGGCCCUAUCACCCUGGAGUUCAGGUCCAGUCAAGCCCAGGUCAAUCAGACCACCGAGCCACCGGCGGUGGUGCUGCUCAACCAGACUUCCAUCCCCGCGGAGGAGUACAAGGGUCGUCUGAGUGUGUCAGAGAAAAGGGUGACUCUAAGCAUGGUGCGGGGGACAGACGAGGGAAGCUUCACCGUACUGGACCGCGACGGGAAAGUCAGGAGGAGGUCAUGCCUGAAUGUGAAAGAGCAUCAGAACUUUGUCCACCUAUCAUAUGGCAGUACUUUGAAGAUCAACCUGUUUGUGGACCACACCAAAGUCAACCUCAUGUACACUCCAGACUGGGACCGGAAGGAACGGGUCAUACUAGAGCAUGGAGAGCUAGUGGUGCCGGUGGACCCAUCACUGGAUGGCAGGCUGACUGUAGAAGGCUCCAUGUGCAUUCUGGAGAGGGUCCGGGUCAGUGACAUGGGGCUCUUCAGAGUGACAGACCUGUUGGGGUUUCCUGUGACCAACAUCUACCUGGAGGUGGAAGCCUAUAAAUUACCCACGCUGUAUGUUGCAAUCCUCUCCUUACUGGGCCUCCUGGUCCUCCUCUUGCUGGUGUGUCUGCUCUCCUGCCUGAUCAAUGUGCGCCGUCGGGCGGAGAAGGCGAGGCAAAUUGCCCUCAUCGCCCAGCAGGCAGACAAGGGGGAUGGAGACGCAUUCGUCAAGGUUGUUCAAGAGGCCUAUACACGGUUCGCUGAGGAAUCCACUUUGGCGUCUACGUGGGACAACAGCAAUGCUACAGAAAGCACGGAGGUCACCAUUAAGGGUCUGGAGGUAUCCAAAGCAGGUCGCUACCACACUUUCUCCUCGGACAAGAACUUCCUGGAGAUGAGCGACUCGGGGGUAGAGUUCAACUCCUCCGCCCUCCCGUUGGACAGCGAAUGUGAGACGGACGUACCCCAGACCUUCACCUCCCACAAGCUGCUCCUCGACAACUCCGACAGCGUGGCCGCCACCAUCAUCCCCGAGGGAGACCAGAGCGCAAACCGGACCCCCGACUCGGCCAUGAGCCCCAGCCCCGUGACCCAGGCCCAGUCUGAGGCCGACGCCCCUGAAGAAGACCUGAUGGGUGUCACCACGCCAAAAAUGGCAUCCAGGGGCGCCGAGCUGGCUAUCAGCCCGUCAGUUCCCAAUGCUACUGCAGAGAGCACCACCGCCUGAGAGCUCCUGCAUUGUAUUCUUAAAGCGCAGACACAAACCACCAGACACCCUGACAAUCUUUACUCUUCAGCCUCAAUUACUCCCCCCCUCACGCAGACAUAACCCAAAUCCUGAUCACUGCUUUUUUAAAUGUAAACUACACAAAAAUGCUUGGUGUAAAAAUUGCCAGUCUAAAUGCACUAGACUUAAUCCCUAAAGAAACAAUACAAGACCCUAGCUCAUUAGAACACAUGAAUUCUGUGCAUACAGGAAAUGCAUGUGUAACGGAGUGAAGAACAUAUCGGAAGCUCACUCCACAGCUAGCUUGAAAUGUCUUGGAUAAUAAUAAUAAUAAUAAUAAGGGCCAUCCAAUUGAUACCUUUUGGGUGGCUCAACACGUUGGAACGUUCUCAAGGAGGGCGGUCACGUGUGUUGCGAAGCAGAGGAUCACUGGUUUGAGCCCAGUAUGGGGCAGUCGAACAGUGGAGGAAGCUAAGCUGUUAGCAGCAGACUGAUCCCCAUUACACAUGCAUUUAAAUUAGACUUAAAAGCCAGGAUUUCUCCUUAGCUGGCCCAAGAGGCAAUUGAUAGUAUUAAUGACUGUAUAGUCCAUGCAUGCCUCUCUUGGCCUAAGAACCACAGACUCAGAGAUAAUAUCUAAGAUAACUUGGUGGACUAAGGGAAAAUGCAUUAUGAUGUUUGUUGAAAAUAGAUUAAGAUUACAAUGCCCAAAAGGAAUGAGCGCACACUGAUUUCUGAGUACAUCUUUUUAUAAUCCUGUAAAAAUGAAUCCCAGAAUUCUUCUAAUGACAAAAAUGUAAACAUUUUUGACAGAGCUACAAUAUAUUUGAUCUAUCUUUCUUAUUAGCAUUGAAUGUUCUUACCACCAAAGCUGUAUGUGGGGACAUAGACAUAGCCGCAAAAAGUAUGACAUGGUAAUAGACCAAAUUAAUUCUACAAAUAACAUUGUAAUACUAGACUAACAAAACCAAUAAAGACAACUUUAUUUUCGGAGAAAUGCUUCUGACAAACAUAAGCCCAGAGUAUCUGACAUGGGCCUACACCGCUACAAUUUCAUUACAUCCAGAGAGACUCUAUUAACAGAAAGUACAGGCAUGGCAGAAGGCUUUGGCACCAACUCAGUGAAAGCGCUUGUCUCAGCAUAUAGCCUCUAUAGAAUACCAGAGUUGGAGAGCUAAAACCCCCAAGAUCUUCUUACAUAGUUCUUGCUAACUGACACAAGCUAGUAGAUUGAAUAACACCAUGCUUUGCAAGAAAGCUAGUAGUGUCCCUGGGCAUGUAACAAGGUGUCCAAUCUCUGCCACUUUUGAUGACAUCAUCCAGCAAAGUAAAUGUUUACUACAUCCCUCAUCUUGCAACACAAAUGACCUGGAACUAAUACAAUGGCAACUUCACAUCAGGCCAUUCUAAACCCUCCACAUUAGGGCACGUUUAUCAUUACAACCCCAGUCACUGCAGGAACAAGCCUUGGAACAGGGACUUCUAGAACUUCUCUGACGGAUGGGACAUGACAAUGAUCCCUUUCGAAGUGACCUGAAUGUUUGGAUCGCUGCCCUUUAAUAAAGGCAGACUCAAGAGUGAUUGUGAAAGAAUAUGAUAAGGCAGCCCUAUUGAGAAUGAAUUACCUGCAUGAUGUCACCCUUCCUUUUUUCAUUACUAUUUUGCCUGACUCCACGGCCCUGUUAGCCAAAAUGAACUCAGUGCUGAAUUGAUAAAUGCUAACAAUUAAGCCAACUUUCCUGACAGACUAAAAACACUGCUUAUUGAGACUGGAGCCCCAACAAAGCCAGCAAGUUAUUAAGAUUCAAUGCACUUGCUGCUGCAUUCAUCACUGUCUUUAUGGGAGAAGGUUUACACAUUUCCUUUUAA